Molecule: messenger RNA, 777 nt
Organism: Mesorhabditis spiculigera
Lineage: Eukaryota; Metazoa; Nematoda; Chromadorea; Rhabditida; Rhabditidae
Source: the annotation of a GenBank genome assembly
AUGGCCCCGAAAGGUGCAGCGAAGAACGUCGACCCAGCAAGUGUUGACUCGGCGUGGAAAGUGUUGCAAAUGAAGAUGAACGAAAAGAAGCAACAGAGCUUGGCAGCAAAAACUACAACAACCUCGAAAAAUCCACCGGCCCAAAAAAGUCACACGAGGAAGCGGAAGCAAAUGUUCGACCAAGAAAAAGAAGCAGCAAAAGCAAAAGUAUCGAAGGUCGAAGCCGACACGCUGGUACUAUCGUCCUGCCGUGAACGGGGAGAACUAACCCCGAUUCUGGCGCUGGAUUGUGAGUACGUUGGCGUGGGUUCGGAGGGUCGCGAUGAUUCCUUGGCAAGGGUCUCGGUAGUCAAUGAGCAGGGAAAGGUUGUCUACGAUAAAUUCGUCGCUUCUAAGGAACGAAUCGUUGACUUCCGCACACAAGUAUCCGGCAUCAGAGCUAAAGAUUUGGUGAACGCCCCGUCCUUCGAAUCGGUUCGUUCAGAGGUGCAUUCUCUGCUUUCCAAUAGAACGAUCGUCGGCCACGCGCUUCAUAAUGAUUUCAGGGUGCUCCAACUCAAUAUACCUCGGAAGUUUUCGAGGGACAUCGCGAAAUCUAGGUUUCUAAGGAAGGAGUCAAAAUCCGGUGACCGACCAUCGUUGCGCGGAUAUGCCGAGAAGCUUCUUGGAAUCACGAUUCAGGAUGGAGAACACGAUUCGAUUGUGGAUGCACGCGUGGCCCUGCGCAUCUACCUGCUUCACAAAAAGCAAAUCGAGGAGGAGCUCGCCCGUUACAAA